AUGGCAAAUAGUCCUAAUAUCUCCAAGUCCUUCAAGCUUCCGUCUCCAUUACCAUCUUGGCCAUCAGGUGAAGGGUUUUCCAAAGGAAUCAUUCAUCUGGGAGGAGGAUUACAAGUGUGCCAGAUAUCAUCUCUCAACAAAGUGUGGGCCACACAUGAAGGGGGCCCCAACAACCUUGGAGCUACCUUCUUUGAGCCGUCACAGGUGCCACAGGGUUUCUCUAUGCUGGGUUGCUAUAGCCAGCCCAACAACAGGAUGCUACAUGGGUGGGUUCUUGCAGGCAAAGAUGAGACAGGCACAGCCUUGAAGAACCCUAUAGAUUAUACUCUUGUUUGGAACACUGAAUCUUUGCAAAUCAAGCAAGAUGGUGUUGGCUACAUUUGGCUGCCUACUCCUCCUGAUGGUUACAAAGCCCUAGGCCAUGUUGUCACCAACACCCCUCAAAAGCCUCCCCUUGAAAAAGUUCGGUGCGUUCGCUCUGACCUUACCGACGAAUGCCAGGCUGACACGUGGCUAUGGGGACCUGGUAAGCAGAGUGAUCCAAAUGGUUUCAACGUUUUCAGCCUGCGUCCAAGCAACAGAGGAACACAAGCUAUGGGUGUCUCUGUUGGUGCAUUUGUAGCCCAAAAUACCACCGCUGCUCCUAUUUCUCUAGCAUGUUUGAAGAAUGUUGAGUCAAAUUUAACUUGUAUGCCUAAUCUAGGCCAAGUUCAAGCACUAUUCCAGGCGUACUCUCCUUGGAUAUAUUUCCAUCCUGAUGAGCAGUACCUUCCAUCUUCUGUGAGUUGGUAUUUUACCAACGGGGCGUUAUUAUAUAAGAAGGGCGAAGAGUCCAAACCUGUCCCUGUCGAAUCGACAGGCUCGAACCUUCCUCAAGGUGGUUCGAACGAUGGUGGUUAUUGGCUGGAUCUUCCUGUGGAGGAGGGGGCCAAGGAAAGAGUAAAGAAAGGAGAUUUGCAAGGCUGCCAAGUCUAUUUACACGUAAAACCAAUGUUGGGUGCCACCUUCACUGAUAUAGUUGCUUGGCUAUUCUACCCUUUCAAUGGUCCUGGUAGGGCUAAAGUAGAUUUCAUCGAUAGUAUUCCACUGGGGAAAACAGGACAGCAUGUUGGUGACUGGGAGCAUGUGACCCUAAGGAUCAGCAACUUCAGUGGAGAGCUAUGGACUGUAACUUAUUCAUCUUUAAACGGUCAUGCCAUGUACGCCAAGCCAGGUCUAGUUUUACAAGGGAGUGGGAACGUAGGAAUUAGAAACGAUACUGCUAAAAGUAAGAAAUUCGUGGAUACUGGAGCAAGAUUCUCGGUGGUGGCAGCUCAGUACUUGGGCAGGACCAUUGUUGAACCAUCAUGGCUCAACUAUUUGAGGAAAUGGGGUCCAAAUAUUACUUAUAAUAUUGCGGAAGAUGCCGAGAAGGUGAAGAAAAUAUUGCCUGGAAGACUCAAAUCUGCUUUUGAAAACUUGGUCAAGAGUCUACCAAGGGAGGUGUUUGGGGAAGAUGGGCCUACGGGUCCCAAGUUGAAAAGAAAUUGGACUGGAGACGAGGUUUGA
Molecule: messenger RNA, 1548 nt
Organism: Dovyalis caffra
Lineage: Eukaryota; Viridiplantae; Streptophyta; Magnoliopsida; Malpighiales; Salicaceae
Source: the annotation of a GenBank genome assembly